CGCUCGCUCGGCCCCGCCAGCUCCCGGCCGCGGGGAGCUGAGGGAACUGAGCCCUCGGCGCUGCUCGUUAGCAGUCCCGGCGAGGGGAGCGGCAGAAUUACUCAUGCGCUAAUUGCCCGUCAUUAAGUUAAGGAGACGGAGGGGAGCGCAGACUCCCGAGGCAGGAGGUGUCUGGGGCCGGCUCCGCCGCGCACGCCGAGCUCGUUCAGCCCGGCCAGGGUUAAGUCUUCCGCUCGCUGCUGCCCGGCUGGCGGCCAGCUGCCUUCAGCGAGAGGCCAGAGUCCCUGCCAGGCACCCGGGAGGUUACGCCGCGGGCCGGGCUGGACCGCAUCGGACCCCCUCCCCCAUCACCGCCUGGAGGAGGAGCAGAAAGUGGGGGGUGCGCGUUAGGCCCCCGCCCCCCAGCCCGGCGUCCGGGUGGGCAGAGAGCGAGAGGGUCUGCAGGACACCGAGAUGGCCGAUGAGAUUGACUGGCUGGACUUGCCCGGCCGGUGGACCUAUGGAGUUGACCGCGGGGGGAGAGUCUUCUUCAUCAAUGAUGAAGAAAAGUCAACCAGCUGGGUGCACCCUGGUACGGAAUCACCCAUCCAGAGUGGACACUCCUCCAGCCCAGGUUUGCCCAAGGGCUGGGAGAUGGAUUCCACCCAGGAAGGAGCUGUGUAUUUCAUCAACCAUAAUGAAAGACGGAACACAUUUCUACACCCACUGACCGGCCAGGUCCCAGAGGAAAACAAAAAGUUUGACUUGAAAAUAUCGACCUUGGACAUGUCCAAUAAAGCAGGUGGGAAACGCCCAACUGCCGCCAACAGUGACCUGUCCAACCACAACAUGGUGUCCGAGGUCCCUCCAGAGCGGCCCAGUGUCCGGGCCACCCGGACGUCCCGCAAGGCCAUCGCUUUCGGCAAGCGCUCGCACUCCAUGAAGCGGAACCCCAGUGCUCCAGUCGCCAAGGCAGGCUGGCUUUUCAAGCAGGCCAGCUCCGGGGUUAAGCAGUGGAAUAAGCGCUGGUUCGUCCUGGUGGAUCGCUGCCUCUUCUACUAUAAAGAUGAGAAGGAGGAGAGCAUCCUGGGCAGCGUCCCCCUCCUGAGCUUCCGGGUGGCUGCGGUGCAGCCCUCAGACAACAUCAGCCGAAAACAUACCUUUAAGGUCAGUUGGCCUUCCUCUCCCAGGUCAGAUAGGGGAGGGAGGCCGGCUCUUCUAGAGCAUACAAGAAUGGAGCAGGAUCGGGCUUCCCUGCAACCCCAGGAAACUAACACAGUGCGUCUGGUCAGCACAUUUGACUCUGACCACUGA
Physeter macrocephalus (sperm whale) is the source of this 1293-nucleotide messenger RNA. Its product is annotated as pleckstrin homology domain-containing family A member 5-like. Gene Ontology annotation, molecular function: protein binding. The transcript has 9 exons. The record is from RefSeq and is a predicted model, not a curated record. The coding region runs from base 454 to 1293 and encodes 279 amino acids. Lineage: Eukaryota; Metazoa; Chordata; Mammalia; Artiodactyla; Physeteridae.